Molecule: messenger RNA, 1431 nt
Organism: Peronospora belbahrii
Lineage: Eukaryota; Oomycota; Peronosporomycetes; Peronosporales; Peronosporaceae
Source: the annotation of a GenBank genome assembly
AUGACUACAGCCAGACUGAUGAUACGAGAUCGUCAUUGGCAUGGUAACCUUUACCUCUCUAUCACUACGUCAUCAAUGGCAUGGUACCCUGUUCUACUUAAUCCAAACGUAAACAAACUGACAAACACGUCACGUCUGGACUUGGUUUUGUCUCUUGACUACAAGUUUACAAGCAAUAAAAGCGCUGUAUUUCCACUUCAGCUACUAGGCAUGGAUGUAGAUCCCAUUAAUAGUGUACAAUUUUCAAACCAUACAGGUUACAAGCAGUUCACAGGACGCCGUCUUACGGGGGAUGAAUUGCAUGUUUUAAUAGACGGCAUGGAAACAAACAAUCUACUUCAAGACACGCAUACACAUCUAUUGACAGGCUAUAUUGGCUCAAUCUCAUUACUAGAUGCCAUUGUGCGCGCACACGAACGUCUUCGAGCUGCACAGACCGAUUCAGAUCGUCUUGUGUUUGUAUGUGAUCCAGUCAUGGGAGAUCUCGGCAAACUCUACGUACCGCUGGAGCUGGUGGACUUGUACCGAUCAAAGGUACUACCGAUUUGCGAUGUGUUGACACCUAAUCAAUAUGAGUGUGAAAUGCUGGCAAAAAUAAAGCUGCGUACGGUUCAGGAUGCUAUGUGUGCAUGUAAAAGACUGCACGUAUUGGGGCCAAAGGUUGUGGUGAUUAGCAGUUUUCAGGAAGUCCCCGAGGGUGAAAGCCCAAAGGAGUUGGUGGUUAUCGGCAGCAAGGUCCGCACUAGCAGAGCCAAUGGACAAGAUCUUUGCUGUGAGCAGUAUGAGGUGCGCUUUCCAUGGAUUGAAAGUUACUACACUGGUACAGGUGAUCUGUUUGCUGCUCUAUUGUUGGCGUGGCUCUACCGCUUCCCUGACGACUUCAAGCGUGCGCUGGAAAACGUUGUUUCAACAAUUCAAGAUGUACUCUGUAUUACUCUCAAACUCGGCGGAAAGAACUGCGACUUGAAGCUUAUUCAGAGUCGCGACGUGAUUAUUAACCCAACGGUGCGGUUCCUUGCCUUGCCGCUCUUGGUACCGAUCUUUUCCGUCCUUGUCGAUUUGGAUGUUUUGCUUGGAUUGACGAGCAAUGGAAAAAUAGUGGACGUUCCAAACGGUGCUGCAAUUCACCGGCGUGAGCUAAUUGAUGCUUUGGUGCUUCUCGUGGGCACUGACAACGUCAGCAUUGUCACCAACUAUACGGUAAGAUCGACACGUGCGGUGCCCGGUGCGGCCCUGAAGGUGGUCUCAUCGGCGCUUUUCUCGGAUGGUCGAGCCGAAACACGCAACUGCGAGACGCUAGUGGUGACGAACUCGGCUCCUCUUGUUGAUUUGGCCACUCGUGCAUUGUACCAGGUGCUGAAUCUAACUGCAUCUGACGAAGCAGUGACGAGUUACAUCAAGGAACACAACGCGCAGUGUCGACUUGAAUAA